Triplophysa rosa is the source of this 7165-nucleotide messenger RNA. It is a transcript of the gene kdm6bb, whose product is annotated as lysine (K)-specific demethylase 6B, b. The record is from RefSeq and is a predicted model, not a curated record. Bases 611 to 5578 code for a protein of 1655 amino acids. Gene Ontology annotation, molecular function: RNA polymerase II cis-regulatory region sequence-specific DNA binding; chromatin DNA binding; histone H3K27me2/H3K27me3 demethylase activity. The transcript has 23 exons. NCBI's taxonomy places the organism in Eukaryota, Metazoa, Chordata, Actinopteri, Cypriniformes, Nemacheilidae. Gene Ontology annotation, cellular component: MLL3/4 complex. Gene Ontology annotation, biological process: regulation of gene expression; heart development.
CCAUCAUCACGAGACCAAGUAACACUCGCGCGCGUGGGAUGAAUCGCACUGGCGUCAUUUAGUGACUCAACGCAGCUCGUGCUCAGUUAAAGUAAAGCAGCACUCAGUAACACGUCCUCUAGUUUUAGCUCUGAUGGAGGAUAAACACACAGAUGGAGGUGUUACAGGUGGAGGGAGGCUUGUGUCCUUCGAGGAAUUAAACUGCGCAGUUAUGCGUUUCUUCAUCGGCAAACAAGGACAAGAACUGUUUUGUAGAUCCUUCCGCAGCUGUCCAGCAGCUGUGAUUCUUCCUUUAUUCCUGCAGUGGGAUGGAAAGUGAUGUCACUAAAUCUAAUGCAUCUGCAGCCAGUGGGAAUGUGUCCAUGGCAUAACCUGUCAGGAGAUUCUGUCCGAUGGAGCAGAGAAAGCUGAACAGCUGGGAGAACCAAUCAUCAUAGAGAAGAGGAAAACUCUUUUACUCUCUGUGGUCGUGCAAGUCAGGUCAAAGACUUGUUUGGAGGACGUUUCCUGUAGGACCGAGCCAGCGUGCGAGAAGCUCAAUUUGGAAGCAAAGGAAAGUUUGGUGGUCUCUGUUGAUAUCUGCAGUGAAGGGUUUCUUCAGUGUGGCUGAAUGUAUCACAUAGCAGAGCAGUAUUCUGGACGUAACUCGUGGGACUCCUUCCCCUCUUCUGGGCCCAACCGAGCAUCAUGGGCCCCAGGCAACAACCAACACUGGGCCCCCCACUCCAGUGGAGGGACCUAUCAAUCCCAAUCACAAAACUACACCGCAGGAAGAAACUACCCAAACAAAACAUAUAACAACAGACCUCCAGGUUUCAACAGGGACAGGCCCCACACUCACCCCAGAGACAGAGGCAUCGAAAAGGAGCAGAGGGUCCCGCGGGGCUGCGGACCAAUGCAGAACAAAUAUCACAACCCUGGGUGUCCACCACACCUCUCUAGCAGCAACAAUCACGGUUGCCAGCCAUAUAGGUUUGGGGGUCUGCACCAGCAGCAGCAUCCCACCGGGCGCCCCUCGCAACCCCAAGGAGAGAAAUAUACACAAUCGGCUAAGUCCAGGACUUUCCAAGGGCCUUCUCUCAAACGGCCAGCACCUUCUCACAAUGUCUCACCCUCCCUCCGUGACUCAUCCCCGUCACGAGAUGACUGUCCCAACAAGAGGAAUAGAAGCAUCAACUCGCACCAGAAUUUCCACCAGAGAGAGAAAUAUUUCAUCAACCGCCCAACUCCAUCACAUCCACCUCGGCAGUGGAGUCCAGCGUACAAAAGCUCAAUGCCCUGGACUGAGAAGAGAUCCUCCCCCUCCCACUUUCAGGAGUCCCAUCAUUCCAUCAUGAGAGAUUACAACUACAGACCCUAUUCCCUCCCAUCACUGUCCAACAGUGGGUACGGCCAGGGCCUCCAUGGUAAGAAACCCGCCAAACAGGGGCCACCUCAUCAUCCAGUCCGAGACCAUCCAGGCCCUCAUCCCCGUGAGGCCAAAGGGGGCUGGGAUUUCCCAUCACCAGCAAACCUCACCAGUAUGCCUUACAGUCAGCAGCACCAGCUUCCUCCACCACAAAGGCACACCAGCCCCUCAGGCAGUCCAACCACCUUAUUACCUCAGCCCAGAUUAAACACAGCACAGCCUGACUGGAAAACACAUAGCCGCUCUGGAAAACACGGCAGCAGUGAGAUUGGGCGUUCCCCCUCUAACCUGGAAUCCCAGGAGUCGGUGGGUGGGGACAGAAAGCGACUCAGCCGUCAACGGAGUCCUGUUCAGUCGCACAGCAGUGCAGAUGAUAGAGCGAGCGGUCCAACUGGGAGAGAAUGGAGGAGUCCAGAGACUGGAUUAAAGAAAGAUUCAGAUUCUGAGGCUACCACCUCAGUCAAGAGCCAAAGGGUGCAGAGGUCAGAAAUGAAAAAGAGCAGACACUCUAAACACCAGUCCAUCCAUGAGAGCUCCCUCAGCAGGCUGGAAACUGAACUCCUGAAACACAUUAAGGCCAAGAGGAGGCACAGGGAGCGUAUGAGGAGGAAGGAGAGAAAAGAGGAGGAAGAGCUGAUAGAUGCAAGGGAACGGAUGGAGAAAAGACUAGAGAAAAAGAAAAAGGUGAGGGAAGGAAGAAAGGGACAUGAAAAGAAAAACACACAUCAAAAUGAGAGGAAGUUGGUUCAGAUGAAAAGAAGAGCAAAAGAGAAACAUGCAGACAGAAAGAGUGAGAUGCCCACUAAGAAAUCAGCAUCUCCUGAUUUAGGAAUAUCAAACCCUAGUGAUUCUGAAACUUUAAUGUCCGAACCAUCGUCACUUCAUCUCAAACGCAGAGAGGAAGGGAAAAAAAUCUCUCGACAUACCUCAUGGUUCAUCCCAACCUCUUCAUCUCCUCCUGCCAAUAACAACCAUUGUUCUCCUAGCCACUCAAUCCAAGAAACCCAUCUUAAAACUUUGGAAGAUGACGACCAGUCAAAUUGUUCUGAACCUAACCAUGUAGACAGUGUGCACACAAAUUUAGAUAAAGAUGGCUCGACACAAACUCGUCCAGAUGAGCAGAAGAAUUGUAGAGGACAUCCCGCCAACAGCAAGGAGGGUGUCCACUGUGCUCCAGAUCUCCUCCCGGCUCACUGCAGUUAUAGUGAGGAGCUCCUAAGGUUGGACCCACCAACAAGCCCACCUGUUCUAAGCUGGCAGGGCUCACCGGUGUCAGACCUGGAUGAAGAUGUUGAAGAUGACAACCAGGAAGGAAUCAUUGGAGUGCUGAGGAGACCAGUACUACAGCCUAGUCCAACACACUCAUCGCCACUCAGAGACACAGUGGACACCAGCACCGAGAUUGACUACUGCCACAGUGAUCUGGCCAAGCUGUAUGGUCUUCCUGAGCCCUCAAAGGCAAUGGAGGUUGAGGAAGAAGAUGAUGAAAAGCAAGAAGGUGAUCAGAAAGAUGGCAGUCCUGAUGCAUCUAGCUCUCAGCUCAACAAGCCACACCUCCACCAAAUGGACACGUCACCAAACUCAGCCAUGGGCGGCCAUAGGUACACCUACAGGGGCGGGCCAUUUGGUCGGCCACCGCCUGGUGCUUUAAUAGGUGUGAAGUACUCAUCAUCUCUGUCCUUGGGUCCAGCGAUCCACCCUCCAGACCAGCAAAGUCCACCUUCCACAUCUCCAACCAAGGAUAUCCAAAAUCAGGUCACGCCUCUCAUUGAGGAAUACAAAGAAAUGAAAACUGAGGGAGAAGAGCAUGAAAAAGAGGUAACAGACGAAGAACAGAAAGAAAAAGAGGAGGAGAGAGAGAUGCAAAAAGUGUAUGAAUAUAUGGAGGUCUACGCAAAUGAAUCAGCUAAGCAACCAACCUGCACAUCACUAGUGGAGAAGAAACCUCUGUCUCCCGCCACCCUGCAGGCUAAACUUGCUCACAGCUGCGAGCUUCUGCUCAAUCUAACCUCCAGCCCUGUGUCAGUAGCAAAGCGGAAAGCUGUGAAAGUAAGUGGGUCCUCGUCCAAGAAGAAAGAAACAAACCAAAAUAGGAUCAGAAAGCGAGACCGUGUGAGAACUCAAAAAAGGAAAGCAAAUGGAGAAAAUCAGGAAAAGGGACAAGAGAUUCAAACGCAAAAGGAGACAGAGACGUCAUCGACACAUACCUUGUGCUCUGACGGUUCAGAUAAGCAAUCAAUGAAGAUCAGAGUCAAACAGGUCAUCCCAGAAAGCCAACAAAAUGACAAGAAUAAGCCAGAAGCAGAACCAGAAGGAAAAGACAAAGAAAAACAGACAAUUGUUAUUAACAAGAGCAUGAAUGUUGACACAGUAAAUGCAGGUACAACAAGCCAUAUGGCAUCUCCCAUAACCAGCACGCAAACCUCCUGUCCUAUAACUGCAUCUGGCAGAUCUCCACUGCUGGUUCGCGUCAAUCUUCUUGAGCCAAAUGCGUUAUCUAAGAUUCCUUUGAAAGAUCUGAAGAUCAGAGUGAUCAAGUUAAAGUGUGGAGAUCGAAAGACUUUCAUCACGUCUGAGAUGGAGCAAAAGAGCAUCCCCCUGAACGCCAUCACCAUUAGAAACAACGCAACUGAGAUCAUACAGGCCUGCAAAGCGGCAAACAUUAAGGCCAAGUUUCGGGAGUCGUACCUGCUGCCUGCUUUGUCAGUGAAGCCCAAUCUCUCCAGCGAGACCCCCAUUGAGAAACUCAACCCUCCCACACCAAGCAUUUAUCUGGAGAGUAAGAGAGAUGCAUUCUCUCCUGUACUGCUGCAGUUUUGCACAGACUCUAAGAAUGCUGUAACUGUCAUUAGAGGACUGGCUGGAUCUCUUCGUCUUAAUCUGGGUCUGUUUUCCACUAAAUCCCUGGUAGAAGCUAAUGCAGAGCACACAGUGGAAGUGAGAACUCAGGUGCAGCAGCCGGCAGAUGAGAACUGGAACCACACCGGAUCCUCCCAGACGUGGCCCUGCGAGAGCAGCAGAUCUCACACCACCAUCGCUAAAUAUGCCCAGUACCAAGCGUCUAGCUUCCAGGAGAGCUUACAGGAAGAAAAGGACAGUGAAGAUGAGGAUAUGGAAGAGAAAUCGGAGAAGAAAAAUGCGACAAAAUCCAACCCACAGGUCACCAUAGGGACAUCCACAGCAAGCUUAGAGCAGAAAACUGUUGGAAAAAUCAUCAAGUUUGGAACCAACAUUGACUUGUCUGACCCCAAGAGGUGGAAGGCGCAAAUGCAGGAGUUGUUGAAGUUACCAGCGUUCAUGCGUGUGUCCUCCAGUGGAAACAUGCUGAGUCAUGUUGGUCACACUAUACUGGGCAUGAACACAGUACAGCUUUAUAUGAAAGUCCCUGGCAGCCGCACCCCAGGACAUCAGGAGAAUAAUAACUUUUGCUCUGUAAAUAUCAAUAUUGGCCCUGGAGACUGUGAGUGGUUUGCUGUCCAUGAACACUACUGGAAAGCCAUCAGUGACUUCUGUGAAAAGCAUGGCGUGGACUAUCUGACGGGCUCGUGGUGGCCAGUUCUGGAGGAUCUUUAUCGGUCGAACAUCCCUGUUUAUCGGUUCAUUCAGCGACCCGGUGACCUCGUGUGGAUCAACGCUGGCACCGUGCACUGGGUUCAGGCUGUGGGCUGGUGCAACAACAUCGCAUGGAAUGUGGGCCCUUUAAAUGCCUAUCAAUACCAGCUGGCUCUUGAGCGCUUUGAGUGGAAUGAGAUUAAGAAAGUCAAAUCGAUCGUCCCCAUGAUUCAUGUGUCCUGGAACGUCGCCCGCACAAUUAAAAUCACAGACCCAAACACAUUCAAGAUGAUAAAACAUUGUCUCCUUCAGUCCAUCAAACACAUUCAGAUUUUGAGGGACCAGCUGGUGUCUGCAGGGAAGAAGAUCUGCUAUCAGAGCAGGGUGAAGGACGAGCCAGCGUACUACUGCAACGAAUGCGACCUGGAGGUGUUUAACCUGCUGUUCGUGACCAGUGAGAACAGUAGCAGGAAGACUUACGUGGUUCACUGUGAGGACUGCGCUCGGAUUCGGAACCCCAGUCUGACAGGGCUUGUGGUGCUGGAACAGUGCCGCAUAGAUGAGCUGAUGAACACGUAUGAUAACUUCACCCUGGCUCCAGUUCCGAGCUGUAGGUGAACUUGAUGUCUAAAACUACACAGCCAUAACCAAAUCUCCUGCCCCAAAGCAGUGGCACAAACCUUUCGUUCUUUUUUAUUUUACCAAAACCACUACUGCAAACUCAUGAAACAGCCAAUCAAAUCGCUGUUUACUUCACAUUGUUUACAAUACUACAGCAGAUGUCUCUCCAGCUCUCGUCUUCCCCUCAGCCAGCCAAUGAGGGACAUCUGAAUACAGAAUGACUAGAGUGGUGCUACAUCAUUGAACUCGAGUUAAUAAUGUGUAACUUGGCUAUCAGGUCAUUCAUCCACAAUGGAUAACUGCUGUGAUACCUUUGGAAAAAAAAAAGGUCAACUUGUCGAACAUUUGCAUUAAUUCAGGUACUGAUGUGACUUCCUUUUUUAUGCAAGGGGAAGAGGAUUUCACCGGUCCAGUUAUUCCAUGUCUCUGGUUUAUUCAAGUAAGCGGUGCUUUGAUACAACGUAUAACAGCAGGAUAUGAAUUUCUCCUGUAGCUGAUGAUCAUCGCAGUGGCAUUAAGUUAUUUCUGUUGUUUCGGUCGUGUCAUAUUUACUACGUAGGUCUGACCUUUGUAAAUGGUAUUUACAUAUUUGACUGGGUGCUAUUUUUUAAGUUCUCAAAGGUUUUCAAAGUAAUUAAAAAAACUUUUUUAACAGUCCAGACUAACACCAUUUUGGCCUUGUGAUUUGCAUUUAGACAAAUGAUUUCGUGGUAUUUGAUUAAGUAAAUAAUGACAUUUUCUUAGAGCAUUAAAAAUAUCAUGCGAGAUACAGCAAAUGUAAAAGUUGUUUAAAAAAUACGGGUUUAAUAUACAACUUAUUUGAUUGCAUUUGUCUUGAAAACCUUGUGUUUUUUGUACAAAAACAAAAAAAUCAUUCUUGCAAACUUGUUUUUUAAUGCAUUUUUCAGUCCAAUUGACUUAUGAUUUAAAUUCAGAAAAGAAUACAAAUCGGGGUUUUUUGUUUUGUUUCUUAUUUAUUUAGCUCUCUUUUCUUUUGUAUUUAUUGACUGUUUGUGAUGCUCCUCAUUUUUUCACGUAUGUAUUUUGUAAAUCUUUUCAUUGUGCUGAUGUGGUGCGGCUUAUGGGGGAAACGUUUGAUUUAAAAUGGUGCUGGUUACCCCCUCCCACCUGAGUCUCUCUGUCUGUAUAAAUGAUCUGUAGGCUUGAAAACAUAAGUUAAUCUUACAAGUUGGUGCUUAGAACAGAAUCAGUACACUUUUAUGAACUGAAUGUCUUUGUACUGUAUAUUUAACACAUACAAUUUGUUUGCUUUACAUGGGAUACGAUAUAUUGUGACACGUGUAUGAUUCCAGUCAUGCUAGCUGUUAUGAUUAUUUCAACUUUGUAUCAUUGUCAAUGAAUUCAACAUGAGAGUUUUCAGAUUUUUGUUCCAUCAAUACCUCUCAAAGUUUGUUUUCAGGUUCAUGGCCAAUUUUUUACUGUACAAAAAAAAGAAAUGACAAAAAAAGAAAAUUAAAAAGAUUAAGGAUCUGAGCCAGACUUGUCUAAAACAUUUUGUGAUUUUUGUGUGUUAUAACUGAUAUAAUGAUAACUAUAAAAAAAUAAAUCAUUCUGAUAAAUUCA